Triticum aestivum (bread wheat) is the source of this 1450-nucleotide messenger RNA. RefSeq names its product WRKY transcription factor WRKY28. The transcript has 2 exons. Bases 116 to 1087 code for a protein of 323 amino acids. Gene Ontology annotation, molecular function: DNA-binding transcription factor activity; sequence-specific DNA binding. Gene Ontology annotation, biological process: regulation of DNA-templated transcription. The record is from RefSeq and is a predicted model, not a curated record. NCBI's taxonomy places the organism in Eukaryota, Viridiplantae, Streptophyta, Magnoliopsida, Poales, Poaceae.
UCUAGCUCAUGCCCGUCUAGCUUCCGGGUCUUCUUCUUCGACUUCUUCCUCGGCUGCCGCCUGUGUCCCGAUAGAUCCGUUUCCAUUCUUGAGCUACUGCGAAUUCAAGGAAGACAUGGACGAGCAGUGGAUGAUCGGGCAGACUUCCCUCAGCCUCGGCCUCAACGUCGGCGGGCCGCGACGGGCUCCUCCGGUGACCAGGGACCUCGUGGAGGAGGACUUCAUGUCCUCCAAGAAGAAUCACGAGGCUGAGGCGCUGGUGGCCGAGCUCCGGCGAGUGGGCGAGGAGAACAGGAGGCUCAGCGACAUGCUCCGCGCGCUGGUGGCCAAGUACGCCGACCUGCAGGGCAAGGUCAGCGGCAUGAUGGCGGCGGCCAACAACCACCACCAGUCGUCCACGACAUCGGAGGGCGGCUCCUCGGCGUCGGCGACCAGAAAGCGCCCCCGCAGCGGCAGCCUCGACACGACCAGCCGCAACCCUUCGCCGCCGCUCGCCGCGGCCGGCAGCAGCGGCCGCUUCGACGUCAGCGUCACCGUCGGCCCCGAGCAGGCGGAGUGCACGCCCGUCCACGAGCCCUGCAACAGCAAGCGCGUCCGCGACGACGAGGUCAAGGCCAGCAGGGUCUCCAAGCUCUACGUCCACGCCGAUCCCUCCGACCUCAGCCUCCAGGUGGUGAAGGAUGGGUACCAAUGGCGGAAGUACGGGCAGAAGGUGACCAAGGACAACCCGUGCCCGAGGGCCUACUUCCGGUGCUCGUUCGCGCCGUCGUGCCCGGUGAAGAAGAAGGUGCAGCGCAGCGCCGAGGACAAGACCGUGCUUGUGGCCACGUACGACGGCGACCACAACCACGCGCCGCCGCCCAAGCAACAAGGCUCUGGUGGCAGGAAGAGCGGCGACGCAGCCGCCGUCCGCGUAUCACCGGCGCCGGCGCUCGUCCAGCAGCAGCAGAAGCAGGAAGCUUCGACGGCGGAGCAGGUGGCCGAUAGGAAGAACCUGGUGGAGCAGAUGGCGGCGACGCUGACGAGGGACCCCGGGUUCAAGGCGGCACUCGCCUCCGCGCUCUCUGGCCGGAUCCCUGUUGCUUGAGCGGAAACCUGCCAGCACAGGAGAAUACUCUACUGGAAACCUGCCAGCAUCGAGUUCUUGUCGAUGUAAGCCGAGUACAGCUCUCGGUAAUUAAUCAGCAGGACACGACAGAUGCGUAGCCGAGAGUUAAGCCGCAGGUGCUCGACAAAGAUCAAAAAACAUGGCUUGACAGAUGUUUGCCGAGAGCUAACAUCCAGUUACACGGCAAUAGGAUGUGCACCAGUGGCACGUAUGAAUGAUCAUUCAAUCCAACAUGAGAAUUGUUGACAGCUAACAGUAGUUUGCUUAUUGGGCUCCUCAGUGUAGGAAUUUGUAGCAAGCACCAAGCUAUAAUGGUGAUAAACCAAGGUACCAAUCCAUGAA